Messenger RNA from Coprinopsis cinerea okayama7#130, 1068 nucleotides. Its product is annotated as metalloprotease 1. The coding region runs from base 1 to 1068 and encodes 355 amino acids. Gene Ontology annotation, molecular function: metallopeptidase activity. Lineage: Eukaryota; Fungi; Basidiomycota; Agaricomycetes; Agaricales; Psathyrellaceae. The record is from RefSeq and is a predicted model, not a curated record. The transcript is spliced from 8 exons.
AUGGUGAACUCAGCCGCGAUCGACACCACACAUCCUCGUCUGUGCGGCUCUGAAGUCAGUGCAGAGCACCAGGCUGCACUGGAGGAUGAUUUCAAGGCUAACAAGAUCCUAGCUUCCGCUAGGCUUGGCCCGUCUGACCCACUCAACGUCUACUUCCAUGUCAUCUCCAGGGAUGAAAGUAGGGCUGGCGGUCACAUCGACGAUGUGACCAUUCAGGAACAGAUGGAGGUCCUGAACACAGCAUUCCAACCAAGUGGUGUACAGUUCCGUCUUGUGAAGGUGACCAGAAAUGUCAACCCCACUUGGUUCUCCAGGGCAGCACCUCGCACCAGGGAACAAGCCGAGAUGAAGAACCAGCUCAGAGAAGGAGGUCCUGCUGAUCUAAAUAUCUACACCGUUGGAUUCGAAUCUGGUUCUGGCGCUGGUCUCCUCGGCUACACGGCGAACAAAGUCCUGUCGAAUUUGAUCGUCGGAACUAGGUUGGAGCCAACCUGGAGCCAGCAUGAUAUUUGGGUGGUGACAGCUAAGGUCCAGUACGCGACCUUCCCCGCUGAUUAUCAGGGAGCCCCCAAAGACGACGGUGUCGUUGUUGUUCAUUCUUCCCUCCCUGGAGGAUCCAUGACCAACUUCAAUCUCGGUCAGACUCUCACUCACGAGGUGGGUCACUGGGUUGGCUUGUAUCACACAUUCCAAGGUGGAUGCUCUGGAGUCGGUGAUCAAGUUGACGACACACCAGCAGAGGCAACUCCUGCCAAUGGAUGCCCUAUUGGAUGUGAUACUUGCCCAGGCGGAGGACCUGACCCAGUCCAGAACUACAUGGACUAUUCUUAUGAUAGUUGCAUGACUGGAUUCUCCCAAGGUCAGAUCACGCGACUUCAAGACCAACUCGCCACCUACAGGCUUACGGGAAAUGGGACUGAUCAUGAACCUCACGUACCAGAGGAACCUACCUCUCCUGGCCUCCCCGUUCCUACAGACGCUACGCCCACCGACCUGCCAGAACCCACUGACCCUCUUCCAGAGGUCCCUGGCAUCCCCUUACCAUUCCCGACCGGAGAGAACCCUUGA